Messenger RNA from Sitophilus oryzae (rice weevil), 6134 nucleotides. RefSeq names its product chromodomain-helicase-DNA-binding protein 1 (gene Chd1). The record is from RefSeq and is a predicted model, not a curated record. Gene Ontology annotation, molecular function: ATP binding; chromatin binding; histone binding. The coding region runs from base 631 to 5742 and encodes 1703 amino acids. Lineage: Eukaryota; Metazoa; Arthropoda; Insecta; Coleoptera; Curculionidae. Gene Ontology annotation, cellular component: chromatin; nucleus. The transcript is spliced from 13 exons. Gene Ontology annotation, biological process: nucleosome organization; regulation of transcription by RNA polymerase II.
CAGUUUGAAUUUCGCGGGCCGGAUGUGAUGUAAAAUUGAAUUUAUUUCAUUCCUUUUGGUAAAUUUCUUGUUCAAAGCAAAAUCGUCUCUUUGUAAAGAGCGCCUAAAGUCCGUCAGAGUGACGUUAAGGUUUCUGAUUGGUCGAAAUAUGUUUUCGCCAUAAAAUUGGCGGCCAUCUUUGCUUGACGUGACACAAUGCGCAGUUCACGUUUUGUCGUCGUUCUGUCGAGUCUCUGAAAAUUUCAAACAUGGCCGCAAAAUGUUCGAGCUUGUGAAUAUAGUGCAAGAACUCACUUGUAACCUUAACCCUUUUUAAUUGAAUAUUGUGAUAGUAUAACUUUAUUUAGUAAUUUUACGGAAAAAACGAAGAAAACUGUGAAUUUUUACGUGAUUUCGGUUAAGAAUUAGUUACUUAAUUUCAUUGUCCGUAGCGAGAGAUCAAAAUGGCGAGGGUUUGUGGUGCGAUUUAAAGAGUGAUCAUUAAAACUUUAUUUUUUAUUUUAUUAUACGAUAUUUUUAAGUAAUUUUAACGGAUUUUAAUUGAGGGAUGAUUAUUCUUUCUAUGAUUUAGUAUUUUACUAAAAUUGACCCACGUUUAUAUUCGAAAAUUCUUUGAAAUUUCUCUUCACAAUGCCUGAGAGUGGAGAGGAAUCAGAAAAUUCAGGAUCAGAUAGUGGAAGUUCAUCGGAGAGUCAACAGAACUCUGGUUCAGAUAGCGGCUCUGGUUCGUCUAGUUCCGGAUCAGGUUCUGAGAGUGGUGGUGAGAAUGAGAACCAUUCUGAUCUCGAAACGUCUAAAACUAACGACGAAGACAGCCAUCCUGGCCUCCAUUCCAACGCGAGCAGUCCUGGAACGUCUAACAGACGGAAGUCAGAAUCAUCUAAAGAGGAAGAUGAGGAACAUAUUGACCUUCGAAGGUCGGGCAGAACGCGAGACAGGCUGGAAGAGCAGAACAAGCAGAAGAAAACGAGAGACGAAUGGAAAUAUAACGAUGCAAGUUCUUCUUCCGAAUCGGAAGAAGAAAUAGAACGGCCUCCCCCCAGUAAACGGGUGGGUGCUCGGUCCCGUGCACAAAUCCAAAAGAAGAACCCCCCGAGGAGACGAAAACAGUACAGUUCAGACGAAUCCACAGAUGAUUCGGGAGAUGACAAACGGCGCAUCGCGUCCCGAAGAACCAACGCAACCGUCAGCUACAAAGAAGAUAGCGAAGAAAAAACUGACUCAGAAGACCUGUUGGAGGUCGAAGCAGAGCCUGCUGAGCCUGUGCCAGAAGAUAAAUCCGAAACCAUUGAAAAGGUUCUCGGUCAGCGACGGGGCAAGAAAGGAGUUACGGGGAACAUCACGACAGUCUAUUACGUCGAAGAAAACGGUGAUCCUAACGUAGGUGUCGAUCCAAACGAUCUGGAAAACACCGAAGAUCAAUACCUGAUUAAAUGGAAGGAUUGGGCCCAUAUCCACAACACCUGGGAGUCCGAUCAGUCGUUAAGAGAACAAAAAGUCAAAGGCAUGAAGAAACUCGAAAACUACAUUAAGAAAGAAGUCGAAAUUCAACAGUGGAUGAAAUACUCUACCCCCGAAGACGUCGAGUAUUAUGAGUGCCAAAUGGAACUAACCCAGGAACUCCUUAAAAGCCACAACCAAGUUGAAAGGAUUAUUGCAAAGUAUAAUAAACCAGACGAAGGUGUGGACUAUUAUGUGAAAUGGGAGAGUUUACCUUACGCAGAAUCAACUUGGGAAGAUUCCGCAUUAAUUCAAAAGAAAUGGCCUGAAAAAAUCGAAGAAUUUCAAGAAAGAGAGCAGUCAUCGAAAACUCCGACGAAACACUGCAAAGUUCUAAGGAACAGGCCGAAAUUUCACGAGGUUAAAACACAACCCGAGUAUAUGACCGGCAAAGAAAAAACGUUAGUCCUUAGAGAUUAUCAAAUCCAUGGUCUAAAUUGGAUGAUUCAUUCUUGGACAAAAGAAAAUUCCGUCAUAUUAGCUGACGAGAUGGGAUUAGGGAAGACUAUCCAGACAAUUUGCUUCUUAUACUAUCUAUUCAAUACACAUCAUUUACAUGGGCCUUUUUUAUGCGUUAUUCCUUUAUCUACAAUGACGUCCUGGCAAAGAGAAUUUGCACAGUGGGCCCCAGACAUGAACUUCGUUACAUAUCUUGGCGAUGUUCAAUCAAGGGAAAUUAUACGUCAAUACGAAUGGUGCUAUGAGGGAUCAAAAAGGUUGAAAUUUAACGCUAUUUUAACCACUUACGAGAUUGUUCUUAAAGAUAAAGCUUUUUUGGGGAGUAUAAGUUGGGCGAUGUUGCUCGUAGACGAGGCACAUCGAUUGAAAAACGAUGAUUCUCUUUUAUAUAAAGCCCUGAUGGAGUUCGAUACGAAUCACCGUCUUCUUAUAACUGGUACACCAUUACAAAACAGUCUAAAAGAGUUGUGGGCCUUAUUACACUUUAUUAUGCCAAAUAAAUUUGAAAGUUGGGACGAUUUUGAAAAAGAUCACGAGCAUGCUUCAACUAGGGGCUAUUCGAAACUACACAAACAACUAGAACCCUUUAUUUUAAGAAGGGUUAAAAAAGACGUUGAGAAAUCUCUUCCUGCGAAAGUAGAGCAAAUCCUACGCGUUGAAAUGACUUCAAUUCAGAAAGAGUAUUAUAAAUGGAUUUUAACAAAGAACUACAAUGCUUUAAGAAAGGGUGUAAAAGGAUCUUCUAGCACUUUCUUGAACAUAGUUAUUGAACUUAAAAAAUGUUGUAACCAUGCCUUUUUAACCAAACCUGUUGAGAAUGAUUAUCAGGUUCAGCAAGAUAAACUUCAAACUCUUUUACGUGGAUCAGGGAAGUUAGUGUUAUUAGAUAAAUUACUGAUUAGAUUGAAGGAGACUGGCCAUAGAGUCCUAAUCUUCUCUCAGAUGGUCAGAAUGUUAGAUAUAUUAGGAGAAUAUCUCCAACUAAGACAUUUCCCGUUUCAAAGACUAGAUGGUAGUAUCAAAGGAGAUAUUCGACGUCAAGCUCUCGAUCAUUUCAACGCUGACGGUUCUCCGGAUUUUUGCUUCUUGUUAUCCACCAGAGCAGGUGGUCUAGGCAUUAACUUAGCUACCGCAGACACUGUGAUUAUCUUCGAUUCCGAUUGGAAUCCUCAAAAUGAUCUCCAGGCUCAGGCUAGAGCUCAUAGAAUAGGUCAGAAGAAUCAAGUUAACAUAUAUAGGUUAGUUACCGCUAGAAGCGUAGAGGAAGAGAUUGUGGAGCGCGCCAAACAGAAGAUGGUUUUGGAUCACCUGGUUAUUCAAAGGAUGGACACGACAGGAAGGACAGUAUUGGACAAAAAAGGCUCGUCCAAUAACAAUCCGUUUAAUAAAGAAGAUUUGACUGCGAUCUUAAAAUUCGGCGCUGAAGAGCUGUUCAAAGAUGAAGACGUUGAUGAAGAACCUAAUUGUGAUAUUGAUGAAAUUUUACGUCGAGCUGAAACAAGAGAUGAAGCUCCUACAAUGGCAGGGGAUGAACUAUUAUCAGCUUUUAAAGUCGCAAGUUUUGCGGCAUUUGACGAGGAUGCCGAACCAUCUCCGGCGCAUAACGCUAACGAAAAUGAUGAAGAAAGUAAAGACUGGGACGAAAUCAUUCCGGAAAGACUGAGAAAGAAAGUCGAAGAAGAAGAGAAAUCUAAGGAGAUGGAGGAUUUGUAUUUACCUCCACGCAGCAGGAAGACUUUACAACAAAUUAACCAGUCUGAAAGCGAAGGUGAAGGAGGUAAAGGUAGAAAAUCACGGAAGGGGAAAGAGCAGGAUGAAUCGGGAGGUUCUAGUCUGGAAGGUGAAGAAUCUGACGAGGAUCGACCCAAGAAGCGAGGUCGGCCUCCAGCAGGAAACAGAGAGAAAAUCAGGAAUUUCACUGACGCUGAAAUCCGUCGUUUUGUAAAGAGCUACAAGAAAUUUAGCGCUCCCCUUCGACGACUUGAAGCUGUCGCGUGCGAUGCAGAACUACAAGAAAAACCUUUACAAGAGUUACGAAAACUUGGAGAAAUGUUGCACGAAAGAUGCGUGGCAUUUAUGAACGAACAAACUAAGGAAAAUAACGAAAGCAAUAAUAGCGAAGGAGGUAGGAAGAGAAAUAGAGGCCCCUCCUUUAAACUCGGAGGAGUGUCAGUCAAUGCAAAAACGAUGAUGCAGUGCGAAGAGGAACUAGCUCCCCUUGACGAAAUCCUACCAUCUAACGAAGAAGAAAGGAACAGGUGGAUAUUUGACGCUAAAACCAAACCAGCGCAUUUUGAUGUGGAAUGGGGCACAGAAGAAGACACCAAGCUUCUCAGAGGCAUUUAUUUAUAUGGUAUCGGCUCGUGGGAACAAAUCAAGCUAGACCCUUCCUUGAAAAUAGGCGACAAAAUUCUUAUGAACGAAGACAAAAAGCCUCAAGCUAAGCACCUACAAUCCCGAGCAGAAUACCUUCUUAAAAUACUGAAAAAACAGUUGGAUCCUAAUAAAAAAGGAGGAGCAGCCAAACCAAAGAGACAAAGGAAAGUCAAAGAAGUUAAAGAGUCGAAAAUACUAACCAAAGAAAUUAUUGAAAAUGACUUCAGCUCAAACGACGAAUCAACAACACAAAGCAGCCAGGGUGUAAGUAACAACGGGAACAAGAAAUCCAAGAUAAGUCCGCCUAAGAAAGAAACCGAUAAAGAUUCUGAAGAGGUAGUUAAGAAAGAAAAGAAGAAGGACAAGAAGAAAGACAAAAAGAGUGCAGGGCCAAUGCAUUUUACCGCUAACAAUGAACCAAAAGCUAUAAACGUUUUAGGUGACUUAGACCCGGCCAUCUUCAACGAGUGCAAGGAAAAAAUGAGGCCUGUUAAGAAGGCACUUAAGGCUCUAGAUAACCCAGACCAAACAAUGUCAGAGGCUGAACAAGUUCAACAUACCAGGGAAUGUCUUAUACAAAUUGGAGAACAAAUUAGCAGCUGUUUGAAUCAGUAUUCAGAUCCAGAAAAAAUAAAAGAAUGGAGAAGUAAUCUUUGGUAUUUUGUGUCCAAAUUUACGGAAUAUGACGCUAAAAAGUUGUAUCAGUUAUAUAAAAAGGCCAAAGCCAAGGAAAUGAAGAAAAGCGAGAAGAAAGAUAAAUCUGAGAAAGCAGAUAAGCCUGAUAAAGAACAUGAUAACGCCUCAACUAGUAAAGAAAAGUCGAGAAACGACAGUGAGAAAGAACAUCAUCACCACCACCACAAAAGAAAACACGAUACGGAUGAACCAGAAGAAAAAGAGACAAAGAAACAUCAUCGCGACGGAACUGAAAAAAAAGACAGGCGAGACAAACACCUAGAAAAGGAAAGAAAACGGCUGCGCGAAGAAUUGAACAAUGAAGAAGACGAUCACAGAUAUAAUCGACAUAGAAAAAAUAACGCGCCAGCCUUCAGGCAUGGAGCACCCCAUGGGGAUCAUGAUAGAUGGUCCAACAGUGGCCCCGCCAUACCAAGAGAUCGUUUCACAGGCGAUCACAAGAGGAUGUACAACGAUUAUUCGAGAAAUGUGCCCCCCUUUCAUAGAGAAAGAGACUAUCCACCAAGACCUGAUAAGAGGUCCCCAGAGGGCAAAGGUGAUUGGCGGUAUGGAAGGGACAGGAUGAUGCCGCCUAAUACGCAUCCCCGACCGCUGUAUUAUGGGGGGAACUUCCCUGGAGCUCCUCCAAUGUAUCCACAAGAAGGUAGAUUCCUGCCCGGAGACUGGCGGCCUCCGGACCGAGGGGACUAUUAUAGAAGUCGUCAGCAGUAGAAUACUUAAGAAUAAACAGAAAAAAAGAAUAAAAUUGUACAUUUUAAAAUGUACCUAAACACACACUUGUAAACUUUGUAUCAUAAAAUUUAAGUCCCAAUUCUAUAAUUAAUUGGGAAGUAGUGGAGAUGUGCAUCUAGGUUAUUAUUUAUGAUUAAGGUUUAUAUUUGUAUAGUUUCUCCACCACUUUCCAACACGGUAUUGCAUUUCUUCUGUGUAUUUCCCUCCUUGUUUCAAAUUUCUGAAAUUUUAUGAUACAGGCUUAUACCUAUAUUGGUAUAUCCCUAUAGUUAUGUAAAAAUUACCUCUUAUCUGUACAUAUAGAUAAAAGAUAUGUUUUGAUAAAGUUGUUUGUUUUAUUUUUGUUUAAAAAAAUAUAAUUUGACAGUAAA